GCAAGCCUUCAGUCAGACAAACAAGCACGAUGAAGCUGGAGCAGCGUCUCUCUGUGUGUGUCCUGCUGGUACUUUGUGUGACAUGGAGCGCAAACGGAGGGAACAUCUUGGUGUGGUACACUGAAGGCAGCCACUGGAUUAACAUGAAGCCUCUGCUGGAGACGCUGAUCGACAGGGGACACCAGGUGACGGUUCUGGUCCCGAGCUCGUCGAUGUUCAUGAACACCAGUGAGCCUUCUCGCUUUGGCUACGAACCCUUCAAUGUCUCUAUUUCAAAGGAGUCCGUUGAGGACUUCAUGAAAGACUUCCUUCACUUCACAAUGAAUGAGAUGGAUCAUAUGAGCUACAUACAGAUUUACAUCAGAUUCAUGGAUAUAAUGAAGGUCAGAUUGAAGAAUUCUUUAAAGUUUUUGGACGGCCUGGUGAAAUCUGAAUCCAUCAUGAAGAAGCUGAAGGAGGGAAAAUAUGACCUUCUCCUGGCUGACCCCAUGUAUCCCGGCAGUGACUUAAUAGCAGAGAUUUUGGGCAUCCCUCUGGUCUUCUCCUUGCGGUUUUCCCUAGCCAACAACUGGGAGAGACACUGUGGUCAGCUCCCUGCUCCUCCUUCCUUUGUCCCCGGGGCGAUGAGCAAACUAACGGACAAGAUGGACUUCCCUGAGAGAGUGUGGAACUUCCUCUUCUACGCACUGCAGGACAUUGUGCUCGAAAACGUUUUUUGGAAAGUACUGGAUAAAUAUUACUCCAAAGUAAAAGGAACACACACCAGUGCCUGUGAGCUGAUGGGUCGGGCAGAUAUCUGGUUGAUAAGAACAUACUGGGAUUUUGAUUUCCCUCGCCCUUUCCUCCCUAACUUCAAAUUUGUUGGUGGGAUUCACUGCAGACCUGCUAAACCGUUACCAGAGGAUAUGGAGGAGUUUGUGCAGAGUUCUGGAGAUGCUGGCAUUGUGGUCUUCACUUUGGGAUCAUUCAUCAAGAACAUCACUACAGAGAAAGGAAACAUGAUCGCCUCAGCCCUCGCUCAGGUCCCACAAAAGGUGCUGUGGAGAUACAGUGGAGAAAAUCCAGCAACUCUGGGUGCCAACACUAGACUAUUCGACUGGAUCCCUCAGAAUGACCUACUGGGUCACCCCAAGACCAGAGCUUUCAUCACCCAUGGAGGCACAAAUGGGAUUUAUGAGGCCAUCUACCACGGUGUUCCCAUGGUGGGCAUCCCCAUGUUCGCUGACCAGCCAGACAACAUGGUCCAUGUUGAGGCAAAGGGAGCUGCAGUUACUGUAGACUUUAACUUCAUGAAGACUGAGGACCUUAGAGAUGCAGUCAAUACUGUCAUCAAUGAGAAAUCGUACAAGAAGAAUGCCUUGUGGCUGUCCAGUAUCCACCACGACAGACCAAUGAGUCCGCGUGAUGAGGCGGUAUUCUGGAUCGAGUUCACCAUGAGAAACAAAGGGGCCGAGCACCUGAGGGUCCAGGCCCAUGAGCUCACCUGGUACCAGUAUCACAGCCUGGACGUCCUGGCCUUCCUCCUUGCCAUUGUUCUGAUCCUCGUACUCCUCUUUGUCAAGACCUGCAGUUUCUGCUUCCGGAGGUGCUGUGGCAGA
Anarrhichthys ocellatus (wolf-eel) is the source of this 1598-nucleotide messenger RNA. Its product is annotated as UDP-glucuronosyltransferase 2A1-like. The annotation marks the transcript as partial. The record is from RefSeq and is a predicted model, not a curated record. The transcript has 6 exons. Gene Ontology annotation, molecular function: glucuronosyltransferase activity. NCBI's taxonomy places the organism in Eukaryota, Metazoa, Chordata, Actinopteri, Perciformes, Anarhichadidae.